This is a messenger RNA of Cladophialophora carrionii CBS 160.54, 1482 nucleotides long. RefSeq lists its product as uncharacterized. Gene Ontology annotation, molecular function: transmembrane transporter activity. The transcript has 3 exons. Gene Ontology annotation, biological process: transmembrane transport. The coding region runs from base 1 to 1482 and encodes 493 amino acids. The record is from RefSeq and is a predicted model, not a curated record. NCBI's taxonomy places the organism in Eukaryota, Fungi, Ascomycota, Eurotiomycetes, Chaetothyriales, Herpotrichiellaceae. Gene Ontology annotation, cellular component: membrane.
AUGCCGAACGAAAAAGACAUUGCAGCUUCGGUGGUGCCAGAGUAUGCUCAACCAUGGGACAAACAGGUCGAGCGACGGGUGGUACGCAAGAUUGACUUUGCGUUGAUCCCUUUGAUGUGGAUCGGAUAUGGCCUUGUUUACUAUGACAAGGCGAUUCUCGGUGGCGCCUCUGUGUUUGGGAUGACAACGGACCUGGAGCUCAAAGUCGUGACUGACCCGACCUCAACACCUCCGAAGGUCUCCACGACCCGUCUCAGCUGGGCAACCUCCUUGUUCUAUUUCGGCAUGCUAGCUGGCGUGGGUCCGCUCACAUAUCUCUUCCAGCGCUUUCAUCUCGGCCGUACCAUCGGGCUGGCUGUCAUCGUUUGGGGUGCGAUCGCUAUGUCAACUGCCGGUGUGACGAACUACAGAGGUCUCUGGGUCCAACGAUUCUUCUUAGGAUUUGCCGAAAGCAUCAUGCCGACGGCUUUCAUGGUUAUCAUCUCCGGAUAUUACACGCAAGCUGAGCAGACAUGGCGUCAAUGUCUGUGGUAUUCUGCAACUGGUGGCUGGACAAUAAUCGGGGCUUUGAUCAAUUUCGGAUUUGCACAUCUUACCGGCGGAGACCUGAAGAAUUGGCAGUAUCUUUAUCUGAUGGCAGGAGCGCUGACCGUUGUGUAUGGAAUUGUGUUUCUGUCCUUUCCAAAUUCCCCUGCCCAAGCAUGGUGGUUCACCGAGGAAGAAAAGAGGGUGGCUAUUGAGCGGCUGCGCAUGAGUCAACUUGGCGUCCGAUGCCAGAAGGUCAAAUGGUCCCAGUUCAAGGAGGCAUGUCUGGAUGUGAAGGUCUGGCUCAUUGCGAUCAUGAUGGGAAGUGCAUACUCGGUGAACGGCGCGGUCAGUGGGUUUGGACCUCUCAUCGUGUCGACAUUCGGCUGGUCCGCGUACGACUCAUUGCUGUGGCAGAUGCCUCUUGGGGGAGUCUGUUUCAUCGGCAUCUUGCUCUGCGGAUACCUCAGUUUGAAGCUGCCUAACAUCCGGCUGAUCAUGCUGGUCGCUUGUUGCUUGCCGGUCAUUGCGGGCUGCGCCAUGAUUUGGAAGAGUGACUGGUACCAUCACGCUGCGACGCCGAUUGCAGGCUACACAAUCAUCGGCGCAUUCGCUCCGGUAACGUCCUUGAUUGUCAGUAUGGGCAUGGCAAACGUGGCAGGCAACACCAAGAAAAGUUUCCAGGCGGCUGCGAUAUUCGUCUUCUAUACCGUCGGCAAUAUCUCCGGUCCAUUUUGGGUCAAGACGGAGACAGUCAAGCAGCACUACCCAGAGUUGUGGGAGGGGAUUAUCGGCUGCUACGCGCUUGUCAUCGUAUUGGCAGUUGUGCUUUACGUGAUGCUGAGAUCAGAGAAUCGAAGGAGGGAGACGCUGCAGCUCGAGGAAAAGGAAGCGGAGCGUGUUGCCUUUGAUGACUUGACGGACAAGGAGAAUUUGUACUUCAGAUACGUGUACUAG